This is a messenger RNA of Maudiozyma saulgeensis, 1119 nucleotides long. The record is from the annotation of a GenBank genome assembly. Lineage: Eukaryota; Fungi; Ascomycota; Saccharomycetes; Saccharomycetales; Saccharomycetaceae.
AUGUUCUCCCAAACUGUUAAAUCACAACUAAUUAAACAAUCUAUUAGACGUUAUACUAUCAAUUCCCUUGAUAAUGUUGGACAAACUUCUACAUUAGCUGUUAAAGUCCAUGCAGGUUCUCGUUACGCAGACAAAGAUGGUUUAGCUCAUUUAUUAUCUAGAUUUAAUUUUCAAACAACUAACGAUAAAUCUGCAUUAAGACUUGUAAGAGAAUCUGAAUUAUUAGGUGGUAAAUUAGAAUCAACAAUCGAUAGAGAAUUCAUUACUUUAAAAGCAACAUUCUUAAAGGAAAAUUUGCCAUAUUAUUUAAAUGCUAUUGCUAAUGUCUUAUAUAAGACAUCAUUUAAACCUCACGAACUAGUUGAAUCUGUUGCACCUGCUGCUGGUUAUGACUUAGCAGUUGCUCAACAAAAUCCAAUCAAAAUCGCCGAAGAUGCAUUAUAUAAUGCUACUUACAGAACGGAUUUAGGUAAACCUUUAUUAUUUGAUGGUGUUGAAGAAAUUACAUUGGAUGAUAUCAAAACUUAUGCAAACAAAGUUUAUACUCAAGAAAAUAUUGAAAUUGAAGGUUCUGGUAUUAAUGAAAAUGACUUAAAGAGAUUGGUUGCCGACUCAUUAAUUAAUACUUUACCAAAAGGUACUUCUUUAAAAGUUUCUAAAGAACCAAAAUCAUUUGUUGGUGAAACAAGAAUUAGGAGUCAAGGUACUUCAGUUGCUGCAAUUUCUAUUCCUGUGGUUAAAACCUCCAUUCCUGAAUAUGAAGUGUUAAAAGCAUAUUUAACUUCUCCAAUUUAUCCUUUAUCUGAUGUUAUCGAUACUGUAUCUUUUGAUAAAUUCAAUGGCUCCCAUGGUUUAUUCUCUUUAUAUGUUAAGGGUUCCGAUGCUACUGUUGUUGCCAAGAAUAUUAAAGAAAUCAUUGCCAAUUUAAAGAAAGGUCAAGAUAUUUCUGUUGCUAAAGAGUUAGCACAAGUUGAGUUUGCAUUAGCCAAUGAACAAUCAAUCUUACCAGAAACUCAAGAACCAUUGAAGGUUGAAACGGUGAAAAACUUUAAAUUAGGUAAGUUUAGUUACGUUGCAAUUGGUGAUGUUUCUAAACUACCAUUUUUAGACGAAUUCUAA